CGGUGAAAACGACGGGGAAGACUUUGGCCACAACUGGACCGCUCCUGACCAAGAUCUCAUCUUGAAGCUGGUAGCCCAGAUUGAGUACUACUUCUCGGACGAAAACCUCGAGAAAGACGCCUUCCUUCUGAAGCACGUCCGGAGGAACAAGAUGGGUUACGUCAGCGUGAAGCUCUUGACCUCUUUCAAAAAGGUAAAGCACCUGACCCGUGACUGGAGAACAACUGCGUACGCCCUGAAAUUUUCUGAAGUCCUGGAGCUGAACGAAGACAGCAGAAAAGUUCGAAGGAACACGCCAGUUCCCGUAUUUGCCAGCGAGAAUCUCCCCAGCAAGAUGCUGCUCAUCUACGACAUCCACCCGGCGUCUGACCUUCGUCGCGAGGGCGAGAGGCAGGCGAACGGAUGCGUGCAGGAGAAGAUGAUGGAGAAUCUUCUUAAAGCGUUUGUCAAAUUCGGGGUCAUCGCCUCGGUUCGCAUCCUCAAGCCCGGUAGGGACCUGCCGCCCGACAUCAAGACGUUCAGCAGCCGAUACAGCCAAGUCGGAACAGAGGAAUGCGCCAUCGUGGAGUUUGAAGAGGUGGACGCCGCCAUAAAAGCGCACGAGUCGAUGUGUGUUGCGGACAACGAGACGGACAUGAAGGUCGUGCUCAUUGGGAUGAAGCCCCCCAAGAAGAAAGUUCCGAGAGACAAGACCCGCGAAGAAGACCCCGACAAGGGUCUCGCCAAAACACGGUCAAUGAACAAGAGAGUGGAAGAACUGCAGUAUGCUGGCGACGAGUCUUCAACCAACAGCUCCUCCGAGCCAGAGAGCAACCCGACGUCGCCCAUGUCGGGUCGCCGAACCAGUGCCUUGAACAAGUUGAGCCCCCCCACCUACCAGAACAAUCACCUUAGCCCGAGCGUCUCACCGAGGUCCAGUCCUUGGAACAGCCCUUCUUUGUUGCGCAAAGUUCCCAGGAUGUCUCCACUGGCUGAAGACGGCAGGUUGAGCCUCAGCACGAGUCCCGAAAUGCUGAGGAGGUGCACGGAUUAUUCUUCAGACAGCAGCAUCACCCCGUCCAGUAGUCCGUGGGUUCAAAGGCGGCGGCAAGCUCAAACUCUGACACAUGAUAAAAGUCCCAUCGGUAGCCCGGUUCUGAGUUCCAAAAUACAGAACGCAGUCGGGUUGCCAGUCGGGGUCUUGCGUUUACCGAGAGGCCCGGAUGGUACAAAGGGGUUCCAUAACGGGUACGAAAGGAAUAAGUCCACCAAGAACGAAUAGAUCUUGUGCAAUGUGUUUUGGUUUUUUUAAGGAUUGCCAGUCGGUGGAUUAUUCGAUGGUUGAACACGUUCAAUGACUUGACCAAGGCAGUAUUUCGUUUUUUAAAACUUUUUGUAUCCAUGUAGCUUCCUAUGUUUGUAUUUGCCUAUAAUCGACCUUUUCGUAUUAUUAUUUUUUUAAUUUCCUUUAACGCGAGAUGCAUUUUAUUUUCUGUCUUUAUGUCGGGUGCAACAAACCUUUUCGGCAAAGCGCCAGUAGCCAAACACAAAUAUAUUCCGUUGAUGUAAACUAUCAGAGUUGUAUCUGUCGGCCAAACAGUAUGUUGGAGUCCCUUCGUUUGUUUUUGUUACAUAUUGGAAAGAACUCUGGAGUUCCAGACGUUUAUUUGUGUCUUGCCUCUUGUUCCAAAGACUUGUCCUAGCAUACGGUACAGCCAAAAAAUACAGGGAAUAAAUAAC
Molecule: messenger RNA, 1719 nt
Organism: Gekko japonicus
Lineage: Eukaryota; Metazoa; Chordata; Lepidosauria; Squamata; Gekkonidae
Product: la-related protein 6-like
Exons: 2
Coding region: 152-1261 (369 amino acids)
Cellular component (GO): nucleus
Molecular function (GO): mRNA binding
Source: RefSeq, a predicted model, not a curated record